AUGACUCAGAAAAAGAGCAAGAAGCAAACGAAACAGAAGCCAGCCAAAAAGGCAGCUGCAUCAUCUCAAAGUCCAACCCAAGAUGCUGUUGAAUCAUCCGUGGAACUAGAUCCAGUCAAUCCCGACGAUAAAGAACCAAAAGAGAAAUCAUGUCAUCACGUAAAAGGAGGCGUGAGAUGGAUGAGAACGCAAAAGAACUUGGCAACCCGCUUGGAAAGGCCUGCUUGUAAACCGUGUCGUGAUGCUCCUAAAUCCAAGGAUGCGGAUGAUUCUACUGCUGCAAAGGCCUUACCUGAUAUGCUGUGCCUGUUUUGCGGUGACAUCCUAUGCAAAGAGCACGCAAACGCCCAUCACAAUGUGCAGGAUCAUAAAGUCUAUUAUAACUUGACAGAUAUGAAGGGGUAUUGUUAUCCAUGUGGCAAGUCGUUGGACGCAAAUUCCAAGCAUCAGAUCUUGAUGGACGUUGAUGCGUUCAUCAAGAAGCAAAAGGAUGGACCGGGUGUUGAUAGUGUUGUUGAGAAGAUGGGGCCUGCUGAACGGAGAUUCCCGAAUCAGCGUAGAGGUGAGAACAUGCCCUCGUGUGGGUAUAUCAACUUAGGAAAUACGUGCUUUUUCAAUUCUGUUAUGCAGUGUCUCACUUGGACGACUCCACUAUUUACUGAACUACAAAAGACGCUACUUCCGUCAACCACUACCGCAGCUACCGAAUCGCAUAUACCGCCUCGCCCUGGUCCGUUAACCUCAGACCUCAAUAACGUCAUUUCAAGUGCUCGCAAAGAAACACUGUCUUCGUCACCGCUGUCUGUCAGCCCAGAACCCGUCUUCAGACAUAUGAUCCAGCGAUUCAAGAUGUAUAAGAGCUUCCGUCAGCAGGAUUCUCAUGAAUUGCUUAGACGACUUGUUGAUGCUGUUACAGAAGAGCAGUUUAAGGGGGUCGUGAGAAAGUCAGGUGCUGAGAGUCAAAAGUCGUUUGUGGAGGGGAUAUUUCAGGGUCGGUGGGCCUCUGCGAUAGUGUGUGAUACGUGCAAGAAUUGUUCUCUCUCGUAUGAAGAGUACAUGGACAUUUCACUGCCUAUAAUCAACAAUGACAUUCUUGAGGAACGUCGUGGCAAAUCGAACAAGAAGCCGCCAACACCACAAAAACUGAAGGGCAAAGGCAAGAAGGUCUCGGAGGCAAUAGAUACCACUGUAGGCACAGAAUCAGCCAAAGAUGACGCAGGUGAUGGCACUGGAGUCAUCUCAUUAUCCUCGUCGCAAGAAUUGUCUUCUGAAAAGGCAGCCGACGAAAUUUCAAUGGAAGCCGUAGACGAGUUAUCCGUAUUAGCAGCCAAAUCCCCAUAUAAUACUCCGAAACAGCUUGCCAUGAUUGAGCACGUCAUGCGUCCACUAUCAGUUGCCAAGGAAGGCAAUAAUAGCAAGCCAACUUUAAUGAAGGGUCUGUUGGGAUUUAUGGCUGUGGAUGUCAUGGAUGGAGACAAUAAACUCAACUGUGAACAUUGUUUCAAGUUGAAGUAUCCCGAUUAUGACAAGACGAAAGAUGAGGAUAACGCGGGCAGCAUUCCAGUGGUACCAACUACGCCAUCAGACAUAGCCACGGACGAUGCAGAACGAACUGAUUCGUGGGUUCCUGUAGCAGCACAUGGCGAUACGGUUACUGAUGAUACCAUGUCUGAGAGUCGAGGAACAUCCACUCGAGGAAUAUCAACACCUGCUACUCCAUCGGCAAGACCGAUAUCAGAUUCCAUGUCCCCACACCAACUAGAUCGUCCAUCGCCAUCAGCUGAAGAAGACGUCGAAAUAGUAGAGAUUCCUGAAGAUGAUGAUGCCAUGCCUGUAGACUCACUAGUAGGAUCGAUAUUCACAACCAAGGACGAUGACGACGAUAACGAAGUAGAAGUCGCCAAAGCCGUAACUCCAAAGAAAAAGGGUAAAGAAUCUACUACUGUGACGAGAAAGGGACCACCACCAGUAUUCACAACAGGAAGAAAACGAUACUUGUUGGCAUCACCACAACCUGAAGUACUUGUAUUACAUUUAAAACGCUUCCACACAUUAUCUAUGGGUCGUAUAAGAAAAGUAGAGGACUUUGUCGAGUUUGAUGAAUUGAUUGAUCUGGAGCCUUUUGUGGUUCCCGAUGACCUCACUAGUGAUAGUAGCAGUAAUGGUGCAAGUGAUAAAUCACCACCAGCAUCAUGGAAAUAUCGAGUAAAUGGAAUAGUAGUGCAUUCUGGAGGAGGAUACACGUCAGGACAUUACACUGCUUAUGUCCGAUUACCUGCAGAUUUAGACAAGAAUGACGAGUCGGGACAGCCGCUUGGUGGGAACUGGGUGUAUACGUCUGAUACACAUACUAGACGAGCAUCUUGGCAGGAAGUGUCUCAGUGUGAGGCGUAUGUGCUGUUUUAUGAGAAGGUUUGA
Molecule: messenger RNA, 2418 nt
Organism: Synchytrium microbalum
Lineage: Eukaryota; Fungi; Chytridiomycota; Chytridiomycetes; Synchytriales; Synchytriaceae
Exons: 6
Coding region: 1-2418 (805 amino acids)
Biological process (GO): protein deubiquitination
Cellular component (GO): cytosol; nucleus
Molecular function (GO): zinc ion binding; cysteine-type endopeptidase activity; cysteine-type deubiquitinase activity
Source: RefSeq, a predicted model, not a curated record